Molecule: messenger RNA, 921 nt
Organism: Cladocopium goreaui
Lineage: Eukaryota; Dinophyceae; Suessiales; Symbiodiniaceae
Source: the annotation of a GenBank genome assembly
AUGGCACCAUGGCAGGCCUUGCACAGCGUGGCAGGUGGCACCGGCAGCGGCUUGGGAUCCUUUGUCCUCAGCGCCGUGAGAGAUGCCUUCCCUUCAGCGGUGUUAUCGUCGCUGUCCGUAUGGCCCUUUCGGACAGGAGAGGUCAGUGUGCAGUGCUACAACGCUGCUUUGACGCUUUCCUCCAUCUAUGAGCACACGGAUUUGUCGGUGAUGUGUGAGAAUGAGGGCUACUUGGAGCUAUGCCGUGUCCUGUUGGGUCAAGAGCGCCCAUCCUUGGAUUCCCUGAACAGCGCCAUGUCUGGCAACUUGGUACGGGUGAUGAUGCCUUGCGGAUCCGUGCACAAACUCUACGGUCCUGGUUGCCCACUGCUGCAACUGGCAGGACACCUUGCUGCGCAUCCGCUUUAUCGUUUGACCACGGUGCGGGCCUUGCCGCAGAUCAGAAAAGGUGCAGAGGCGUUCACCUCAGAUGCUUGGACCGCGCUCCAAAGGCGGAUGUUGCAGCUUUGUGAACAUGGCACCAUGGUGGACAGGCCCAGUGCCUCUCCAGAGGCAAUGCACUGUCGCACCGUUUCCGCCUCCACCUUUCUUUGGGGCGAUGGUGCGACGGAUGCCUCGCUGGAGCCUUUGCGCAGGAUGCCCUUGUGGCAACACUCUGUCGACGGGAUGCAGGCACACCAGGUUCACGCUGAUGGGCAUCAUGUUGGAGGCCUCGAAAGGAGUUUGGGCAUCGUCAGCAAUUGUCAGGCAGUUUUGCCGGCCCUAUGCUCAACCACCAGUCGUGCAACAUCAAUGUUACGGGCAUCCGCCUACUUGCAUCAGUAUGAGCGUUAUGGCUUGAGCCGAGAUGAGAUGAGUGAGGCCAUUUUGGUAAUGUUGCAAGCCCAACACGACUACGAGCAGCUCUCGGCUUCGGGCUGA